ACCAAAGAAAAAAAAAAGAAAAAGAAAACCUCCGUACAUUAUUUUCAUGCUAAAUUGACCUCAGCCCACGUUCAAUAUCAGUCGAGGGAAGUUCCCCAUCGACCUGGAAGCUAGAACGAGGAAUCGGUGGAAUUUUCGGGAAGGGUUUGUAGGGUAGGUUAGCACACCUUAAGUUAAGAAGAAACAUGCACCGGCGGCGGCGAUACUAGUGGAGCGUGGGCUAAUACCUGAACCCAAGAGAACAGAGGCCAGAGGGGCCGAGAAGUGAGAACAAUGAAAGGCAGCCGCAGGACCAUUCAGGCUAUACUAAGCAGUACUGGCAGGUCGUUUUCCUAUUCCAUUCCAAGGGUCUACUCCCCAUCUCUGUCGUAUGUGAAGAAAAGGCUUUCUUUCUUAGCAUCCUUCCCUACCCAGAGACUGCCCCUCCAAAGCCCUUUUCUUUCUCGUUUGCUUGACUUCCCUCGUAAACCCAACUCCUCCGUAGUUUCUUCUUCUGUUACUCUUCGGCUUGUGAGUACCAGCAGCUCCUCCUCCUCCUCCUCCGAAGAACAGCAAGAUAUUGAUGUCGACCCUAACGAACACGAAGACCCAUUUCAAUGUGAAACAAUUGGAGAAGGAGAAUCCACAGAUGGAUGGGAAGAAGAGGAUGAGGCCGAGCCUGAGAUUGGAGAUGGAGGUGAUGGUGGUGGAGUUGUUUUUCAAGGUGUCCCAUGGGGUGAAUCGACUCUCUCUAUUGCCUGUGACGUCUUGUUGCAAUUUGGCAAUGACAUGAAACUCUAUGCUUUCAAGACGACUCCUCGUGGAUAUGUUUAUGUGAGGCUGGAUAAACUUACAAAUGAAUAUGGUUGUCCCAGCAUGGAGGAGCUUGAGAGCUACAGUCAAGAAUUCAAGAAAAGAUUGGAUGAAGUUGGAGAACUUGGAAAAAUACCUAAUAAUUUGGCUCUUGAGGUAUCAUCUCCAGGGGCAGAGAGGAUGGUAAAAGUACCGGAUGAUUUGGAUCGGUUUAAAGACAAGCCUAUGAGAGUGUGCUAUGUAGAUGUGGAGUCUAAAUGUCAAGAAAAGGAUGGUGUCUUUAUGCUGGAUUCCAUGGAAACAGAAUCGGAGAGUUGUGUGUGGAAGUUGGCAAAUGUGAAGGAAAACAGGGACCCUGAAAGUAAAGGUAGACCUUUAAGCCGUAAACAGAAGGAUUGGAGAUUAAAAGUGCCAUUUGGGAUGCAUAAAAGGGUGUUCCUGUACCUUGAAUACUGAAAUUUUACUAAUUGAGUUGUAUUGAAGACCGCGAGAUGACAUGAUGAAGUUGUCUUUGUGUUAGUUGAUGAAAAGAUCCACUACAAAAUGCAGAUUUUGUGCGGCAUUCCUGGAUCCCCACUCCAGUUUUUUAGUAUCCCAACUCCUUUAAUUUGCAAACCCCUCCAUCUCUUUUUGUUGUUGUUGUUGUUGUUGGUGGGUAGUGGGCCGAAACUUUGGUCUGGGUUCCAUGGUGGAUGGCCCAGCCCAAUGUGCAAACGUUAGUCUACGUGUAGUCCUUCCGUCCGUACGUACAAUUGUACAAAGUAAUUAUGGAGUCGCUUCUUUGUAAUUGACAAAGAAGAAAAGAAGACAAGGAAGGAAAGAAGACACUUUACUUGACAGCGUGAUAUGAACAGAGGCUCUUUUAAGCGA
Messenger RNA from Alnus glutinosa, 1662 nucleotides. RefSeq lists its product as uncharacterized. The transcript has 5 exons. Lineage: Eukaryota; Viridiplantae; Streptophyta; Magnoliopsida; Fagales; Betulaceae. Gene Ontology annotation, biological process: ribosomal small subunit biogenesis. The record is from RefSeq and is a predicted model, not a curated record. Bases 274 to 1248 code for a protein of 324 amino acids.